Molecule: messenger RNA, 3120 nt
Organism: Ramularia collo-cygni
Lineage: Eukaryota; Fungi; Ascomycota; Dothideomycetes; Mycosphaerellales; Mycosphaerellaceae
Exons: 2
Coding region: 1-3120 (1039 amino acids)
Biological process (GO): regulation of DNA-templated transcription
Molecular function (GO): zinc ion binding; DNA-binding transcription factor activity, RNA polymerase II-specific; DNA binding
Source: RefSeq, a predicted model, not a curated record
AUGGCGGGGACUGGAGAAGGAGAUAGCGGGGCCGGUUUCGAAUUCGACGCUGCCACCGACUUUUCUCGCCUCUUGCAGCAGUCGGAGGCUGCGUGGAGCAACGAUGGAGGUCUUUGGGCAGAUCCCGAGCCAUUGCGACUGGACGACAGAUACUGCCCUCUCCAUCCCGGCGCCGACGAUUGCUUGUGCUUCGGAUUCCUGGGAGAUUGGGAAAYUCCAGAACGGGUAGUUGAUGCUGCUCUGCCCGAGGAACCCGACUACUCCAAGUUUGAAAAUUACAUYCCUCAAUUCAUCCGCCCCGUGCAGUCCUGCGAAUCAUGCAAGGCCAGGCGUCUCCAGUGCUACAUGCGUCGGGGUGAACCGAGUUGUACGCCUUGUGCCACGCUCUUCAGAGAUUGUAGUCUGGCAAAGGUGAACUUGGCAGGCCCUACGAAUCAAUCGCUCAAUGGAUCUACAAUGCACGUCGUCGAUGAGGACACUGCUCUGGACCGCGAACUACUGGCAUCCAUCAAGCCACUGGAAUCGCAAGUAAACGGUAGGGUCCCUUUCAAAGACGAUAUUCCCGGGACUUCGAAGCGUAAUGGCAUUCGAUUUCCGAAAGCUGCAGUCAAGAUUCUUCGCGACUGGCUUGAGAGUMACGCAGAUAAUCCCUACCCAUCCGAGGAGCAAAAGGCUGAGCUGGAAGCCUCCACCGAGCUCAAAGCCUCCCAAAUUGCAAACUGGCUUGCAAAUGCCCGACGGCGUCGCAAGGUGACGGAAAAGGCUCGACCGAGACUUGCCAUGUCACCAAGCCUGCGUCCAACCACGUCUGCCAUUCCAAUCCCCGCUCGAAACUCGGACAAGUCAUGGGAGGAGCUCAAUCCUYUUGAGAGAUGGAAAAACAGUCCGYCAGAAAAUGAGCCGGCCUCGAUGAGAGAUAUUGUAAACGCCAUUGCGACCACGGACAUUCCCGAAGGCGAUUCUUCCGCAGCAUCACCAUCGACUUUGUGUCAUUCAAAACGGCGCCACGGAUCAAGCAAUGGGUCUGGCUUCUCGCGAAAACGAGCACCAUCGACAACUUCACAAGAGACUGGAUUGACGUCGUCCAUCUCUGCAUCUAGUGCUGCAUUCUCAAAUGGUUCCUCUCAUUCCACUCAUGGCUCCUUCAACUCGUUCAGCUCCAGCCUCGCGGGCAAGAAAGAUCGACGAAGGCGGCGCAGACCGACGGCUCCAGCUGCAAGACGACAGCUCACAGACGACAAGAAGCGCAUCUUCCAGUGCACAUUCUGCUGUGACACCUUUCGAAACAAAUAUGACUGGACGAGGCAUGAAAAGUCAUUGCACCUCUCCCUUGAAAAGUGGGUAUGCGCUCCACUCGGACCCGUGAUCAUCGACCCAGAGAGUGGCUCCAAAAAAUGCGUGUACUGCGAUCUCAACAACCCAUCGAGCGAUCAUAUAGAAUCUCAUAACCACCGCCAGUGUGAAGAGAAAGGCCAUGAUGCGAGGACCUUUUACCGGAAAGACCACUUGCGACAACACUUGAGGCUCUUCCACGGCUGCGAUGUCAUGGUUCCAUCUACGGAAAGCUGGAAGUCGGUUGCGAAUACCAUCAAUAGYCGAUGCGGGUUCUGUGGCAUGCGUUUCACCACCUGGACUGACCGUGUCGACCACAUCACUGCUCACUUCAAGGCGGGAUCGCGCAUGCAAGAGUGGAAAGGUUGUCGGGGACUCGAUCCCUCUGUUGCAGCUCAGGUCACGAAUGCGAUGCCACCCUACUUGAUUGGCCAGGAGUCCGUUUCACCCAUUCCUUUCAGCGCGACCAAGCGAAAUUCCGGCAGAGACGUUCAAGAUGCUUCACAUUUCGACAGCGGCCUCCUCGAAGGUUACACUAGCAACAAUAAUAGCGACAAAGCAACCUUUUGGGAAAUUUUGACGGUCAAGCUGGGACAGUAUGCGAAAGAACAGUCCGAAAAAGGCGUGGUAGUUUCCGACGAGAUGCUGCAGAGUGCGGCCCGUCAAAUACUCUACCAUUCCGAUGACAGCUGGAACCAGACGGCGGCAGAUAAUGCAGAAUGGCUCGAUUUAUUCAAAAAGGCACACGGGCUGAAUUUCAUACCCUCCACCGUCGGUGGCCGCGGGGAGGCAAUUCCGGAGGACCUCGAGACUUAUGGAGAUCUGGGUUUGAGGAUACCAUUUGCGAUACAACUGCAGGCCUACAAUGAUUCCCAUUGCAACUCCCGUCAAAUGGCGAAUGCCGCGAACAUACCACAAUUCUACAAGCAGGUCCUGGAGACACGCCGCGCUGGGCUGACCCAAUUGUACUCGGGUCUUUGCGAGAAGGGAGUCUUCUACGAUGGCGAUCGGCGAUGUGACCAUGAGAUGUGCUCGUUGAAUCUCCUAGACGUGAGCACUGUCGAUGGCGAUCCUUCUCCCGGCCCGCGAAUGCGAAGAUGGUGUAGCAACAAUCUCACGACAGAAAUGUCACAGCAGCUCAGUUAUUAUACUCAAGGACUGUAUCCCGCUGCCGAAGGGAGCAUGGAGGGCUUCAACAAUGCGAGCGCAAGAGCGAGAGGCCUAGCUGCCCUGUCACGGAUUGAGGCCCUUGAAGAUGAUGAUCCUGAUGGCCUCAGAAAUGGUGUUGCUCCGAAAAAGCCAUAUCUACAGCGCCACCGUUAUGAGUUGUCUAAAGAGCGCGAAAAACUGUUUGAGACGACAACAGGCGCAUGGCUAGACAGCGGGUUGAUGCCAGAGCCAGUCCGAACAGUGYUGGAUACRUCCGAGCCGGCUCGAACAGUCUUGAAUACAGCCGAGCAGACCGUACCGACAGCACCGACUGUAGCAGGAGAUGAGGCGCUCUCUGCACGCAUUGUUCUGCAGGAUGAUGCAUGUUUUGACUGGCAGAAUUUCGUCGUCCAAGAUGGAACAGCGGAGCUCAACGAAAAAAAGACACGAGACUUCUGCCCUGAUGCUGCUACUACUAUGGAUGUUGAAAUGACCUGGGAUGACUUGAUAGCGCCCAUUUCCAACACAACAACGGAGAUGAUGUUGCCGAAUGACUUUGGAAUGAACGAUGUCAAUUUUGACGACUUUACGUUUGACGGGGUAUUUGAUACGCCGCUUGAUGGCACUUUUUUGACUUGA